GUCGAUGUCGGUUGAACUAGGCCAACACAAUGUUGGGUGUUAGAUUGAUUAUUCUCCUCUGCAACUGUUUAGUUAUCGUAAGAGUUCACGGCCAGAGAAAGUUUCCGCCUGGAUUCAAGUUUGGCGUGGGAACCUCUGCGUACCAGAUUGAAGGUGCUUGGAAUGAUGACGGAAAAGGAGAAUCCAUCUGGGAUCACCUGACCCACAACUACCCGGAAAAAAUUGCAGAUCGAACGAAUGGUGAUGUGGCCUGUGAUAGUUAUCAUAAUUGGAAACGUGAUGUCGAGAUGUUACGGGAACUGGGAGUCAACAUGUAUCGAUUUUCGUUUUCUUGGAGCAGAAUCAUGCCUACCGGUAUCAGUAACGAAAUCAAUCCAGCUGGUAUUGACUACUACAACAAGUUGAUUGACGAACUGAUCAAGAACAACAUCGAAUCAAUGGUUACGCUUUACCACUGGGAUUUACCGCAACGUUUGCAGGAGUUGGGUGGUUGGACCAGCAGAGAGCUUAUUCACUAUUUCAAGGAAUAUGCGAGAGUGGCUUUUGAAACCUUCGGCGAUCGUGUCAAAUGGUGGACAACUUUCAACGAACCUUUGCAAACGUGUAUGUUUUCCUAUGAAUUUGAUUCGAUGUCCCCAGGUUAUGAUUUUGCGGGGAUCCCGUGCUAUUUGUGUACUCAUCAUCUUUUACUAUCACAUGCUGAAGCCGUCCACUUAUAUAGGACGGAAUUCCAACCAACUCAAAAAGGUAUUAUCGGAAUCACCGCGGACACUUCUUGGAAUGAGCCAAGAAGUGAUUCAGCGGAAGACCGUGCGGCAGCUGAAAGGUCAUUACAAUUUUAUCUCGGAUGGUACAUGCAUCCCAUUUUUUCAAAAUCAGGAAAUUAUCCGCAAGUGAUGAUAGAUCGUGUUGGAAACCUUAGUCAGCAGCAGGGUUUUAUCAAUUCUCGAAUGCCACGGUUCACCGGGGAAGAGAUCGAACGCCUGAAAGGUUCAUCGGACUUUUUCGGGAUCAACAGUUACACAACUUCCAUAGUGUACCCGAAUGAUGCAGAAAACUCAGCCCACUAUAGGAUUCCUUCAUUUGAUCACGAUCGUAAUGCUAUGGGCUAUCAGGAUCCUGCCUGGCCCGAUAGUGGAUCCGAUUGGUUGAAGGUGUAUCCCAAAGGAAUGUAUAGUUUGCUGAGCUGGAUACGAAGCGAGUAUGACAAUCCUCCGGUUUACGUCACCGAAAAUGGAGUCAGCGAUCGUGGGGGGACGAAGGAUGUGGCACGUAUCGACUACUACAAUCAGUAUUUGAACGCAGUUUUGGAUGCCAUGGAAGAGGGCUGUGACGUGAGGGGAUACGUUGCGUGGAGUCUGAUGGAUAAUUUCGAGUGGCGAGCUGGGCUGACAGAACGAUUCGGGUUGUACUAUGUAGACUACGAGGAUCCCGCAAGAACUAGAAUCGCCAAGAGUUCUGCUAAAGCUUAUGCCAAUAUAGUCAAAACGAGAGUGAUUGAUCCCAACUACUAUCCGGAGCCGGAUGUGUACAUACCUGGCCCUAAUAGUGGGAUUAGCAAGACUAUCACAAAAUUUAUCUUGAUAGCAGGUUUCAUUAUUCAGGUAAUGCUAUUUUAUUAGACGAGAUAAU
Messenger RNA from Topomyia yanbarensis, 1632 nucleotides. RefSeq names its product myrosinase 1-like. Gene Ontology annotation, molecular function: beta-glucosidase activity. The coding region runs from base 30 to 1622 and encodes 530 amino acids. Gene Ontology annotation, biological process: carbohydrate metabolic process. NCBI's taxonomy places the organism in Eukaryota, Metazoa, Arthropoda, Insecta, Diptera, Culicidae. The record is from RefSeq and is a predicted model, not a curated record. The transcript has 5 exons.